GGGAAGUCGAAUCGCUUUUGCAAAAAGUUUGGCGCCUGCAAGAUCAAAGGCCAAUUCGAGCGCGCAUCCACCAAAAGGCAUCCAGCAACACACAAUGGCCGUACAGGACGACAAGAAGAGAAAGAGAGCUGCCGAGGGAGGCGACGCUCCCAACAAAAAGGCAUCCAGCGCCGCCAUCAACGUCCACUUCCCUGCACCGCGCGACGAGUUGUACCCCGUCAUCGCCGCCGCACCUGGUCUCAACGUGCCCAGCGCUCCCUUCAAGCCGUUCGUCAGGGUCACAAACUCCAAGAAAGAAGGCGCCUCGCCCGCUCCGUCGACACACUCGCUCCUCCUGCACUCGACAUCACACGCCCGUCUUGACUUCACCGCCCAACAAGAGUCCAACUCGGAUCUGACCCACUACGUUGCCGUCUACGACCCGACUUCCUCGUCGCUCCAAGUCCUCCCUGCACACGCCGUCACCCUCCGCACAAACCUCCGCGCAGAAACACAAGAAGUCGCUGCUCAGAAUGCCGUGCGCUCUUUUGCUCAGCAGCGUGAAGAUCUGGGUCAAGCCUUCGGUACAAAGAAGGCCAAGAAGGCGCUUGCUUCAAAGGUCGAGAACGCCAUCACAUCAAACGCCGACAGGAACCGUGUAGGGGGCAAGCUGGACAACGUCGAGUCUGCCGUCAUGGACAGUGUCAAGGAGGCCUCGGAUGCCAUGCCCGCCAAACAGGCCCAGCAAGAGGAGAUUCUCGCUUCGAAGCCCAUCCCCAAGCCCGACCUCAACGCCAAGGAGGCUGAGAAUGUCUAUCCCAUCGAGAAGCUCAUCCCUGCAGCCGACAUGCGCAACUUGGCUGUCCAGGAUUGGCAAGACAGUGCCACUACUGGUGAGGAGAUGAAGUUUACUUCGAGAUUCGUCGCCCACCGCGUCCCCCCAAUUGCCGUUCGCGACGACGUGCAGAGACUCAAGGCCCUAAAAUACCUCAUGCUCUUGAUCGACUUCAACCUCGCUCUCAAGCCUGCAGGAAAGGCUGGCAAGAAGGUGCCACAGAGGGAUCAGCUACGAAGCAAGCUGGAAGGCUGGCCGGAGACCCUGAUUGAGAGUGUCAGGAGGAGAUUCUCCGACAACAACGAACUCAACAAGUGGCACAUGGACAACCUGAUUACACACAUGGCCGCCAUUUCCUUGUUCGUCGAUGGUUACAAGACCGACACACACGACUUGCGCGAGGAUCUGCGUCUGGAGAACAAGCAAAUGUCGCAAUAUUUCAUGGAAUUGGGCUGCAAGGUCAACAACCCGACGGAAAAGGAGCAAGCAGACUUCAAGAUCCCCAACAAGGCCGUCGCUGCACAACGCAGAGUCGCCAAGCUCAAGAUUCCUCUCGACUUCCCAAAGGUCAGAAUGAUGCCUCGAAGAAGAUGAUGCUUUGCGAGCAAUCUCCAAAGCGUCUUCUCUCCCAAAAUUUGAUACCCAUACCAAUUUCCCUCUUCUUUCUUACCAUCGUCGUUGUUGCCGAUCCUCUGUUUCGAAUUGCUCCAUCUCUUUCCUUGGCGUCGUCAUCGGUGGUUCGGUCAGGGUUGUACCUCAAGCAAGUCCUUGCAACACAUGCGGCGACAUUGUCCACUCAUCUCUGUGAAUUCCUGUUAUGUUCUCGGCAUACACAUGCUUUGUAUAUUUACACAGCCAUUGAUCGACUUGGAACGUCUUUUCCCUUGCUGCUGCCGCUACAAUGUUCAGAUAUCGAAUUCCAGCCCUCGACGUUUGUGAAACGAGCAAAAGACACACAAGUUAUCAUCGACAAUGUUGAGAC
This is a messenger RNA of Aureobasidium subglaciale EXF-2481, 1796 nucleotides long. RefSeq lists its product as uncharacterized. Gene Ontology annotation, cellular component: RNA polymerase I complex. Gene Ontology annotation, molecular function: DNA binding. Gene Ontology annotation, biological process: RNA polymerase I preinitiation complex assembly; nucleolar large rRNA transcription by RNA polymerase I; transcription elongation by RNA polymerase I. The record is from RefSeq and is a predicted model, not a curated record. The coding region runs from base 95 to 1408 and encodes 437 amino acids. NCBI's taxonomy places the organism in Eukaryota, Fungi, Ascomycota, Dothideomycetes, Dothideales, Saccotheciaceae. The transcript is spliced from 3 exons.